AUGCGGUUGUUCUCAGCUGUUUUAAUCAUACUUCACCUACAUCUGCGGCCCAAUCUUGCUUACAUCCACAUUCAUAUUGUAGCAACAACUAAUUAUUCGCAGUUAUAUCAAAACGUGUUCACGUUUCUAAAACAACCCGAGUUUGAGCCGAGGCACCCUACAACAACAAUUGUACAGUUGGAGGACUUGUGCGACUUUGUCGAUGAGGUAAGGCAUGGUAAAGUAGUAUAAAGGGGUAGGGUAGGGUAGGGUAGGGUAGGGUAGGGUAGGGUAGGGUAGAGUAGGGUAGGGUAGGGUAGGGUAGGGUAGGGUAGGGUAGGGUAGGGGAGGGUAGGGGAGGGUAGGGUAAAAAAAUAUUUUAUAAAAUUUUUAAUUUUUUCAGUUAAACUUAAAUUUACCAUCGACUGACAUAGUGUUCAUGCUAUAUGAAGGUACCGAAGAAGUGAAUCCAUGUCCAUAUAAAGUACAUCGAGAAAGUGUAAAUCUGCUUCAAGUAUGUCACUUUGUAACGUAUAGUAAACUAUAAAACUACAGUAAGAUAAUUAAUGUCAUAAAAAUUGCAGUAAAACUUUAGUUAUUAUGUUGUUCACUUAAUUCUGCGCCUCCUCUCAAAAAAAUCAAAGGAUCUAAGGAUAAGGUGGCGCAGAAUUAUGUGAACAACCUAAUAAUGUCCUUCUUUUAGUUCUUCAACACAUCAGAUCACCCCUCCUUUGCUCCAGAGAUAUUACUGUACACAAAGUUUGGCAAAGUCAGAUGGGGACCAUAUAAACAAGAAUUAUGUGCAGUAACAGACACAGUGAGUGAAGAAAUCGACGAGGAACUGACGGAUUACAAACCUCAAAUGAUCAACUUUAAUGAAACCUUGAGAUCCAUCGUCAACUUGACCAUCAACAUCGCUCAACAAAGCUCCGAGGAAAUUGUAAGUACCCUACCCCGCCUACCCUACCCUACCCUACCCUACCCUACCCUACCCUACCCUACCCUACUCUACCCUACUCUACCUUACCCUACCCUACCCUACCCUACCCUACCCUAUCCUACCCUAUCCUACCCUACCCUACCCUACCCUACCCUACCCUACCCUACCCUACCCUACCCUACCCUAUCCUACCCUAUCCUAUCCUACCCUACCCUACCCUAACCUAUUCUACCCUACCCUACCCUACCUUAAAUUUUAACUUUAAUUCUCUUUCAGGCAACCGACUUGGUAGCCCCACUACGAGAGAUCAGUGAAGUCAGAGUUCUUCAAGAGCUACUACAAGAACGGCAGAUGCUUGAAGAGACGACCGACGUUCUAACGAUGACUAACUUGUUUGAGAUACUGUACGUCAUAAUGUUGAUAUACGCUUUGUUAUUCACGUUUGCUGUGUAUCCAAGUCGACGACUGAUCUUGAAGGAGAGUAUGUAUCCAGAAGAUACGACGACAAAGAAGCCGGCUACAUGGAAGGACAGGUUCAAAACGGUUGGAAACGCGGUGACAUGGUGA
Molecule: messenger RNA, 1486 nt
Organism: Bursaphelenchus okinawaensis
Lineage: Eukaryota; Metazoa; Nematoda; Chromadorea; Rhabditida; Aphelenchoididae
Source: the annotation of a GenBank genome assembly